Lytechinus variegatus (green sea urchin) is the source of this 1058-nucleotide messenger RNA. Its product is annotated as sushi, von Willebrand factor type A, EGF and pentraxin domain-containing protein 1-like. Bases 176 to 1018 code for a protein of 280 amino acids. The transcript is spliced from 5 exons. NCBI's taxonomy places the organism in Eukaryota, Metazoa, Echinodermata, Echinoidea, Temnopleuroida, Toxopneustidae. The record is from RefSeq and is a predicted model, not a curated record.
UACUGUUUCUUUUUCUAUUCUUAUUAUCUAUGCCGAUACAAAUAUCAAUACGAACAUAAAAAUGCAUCCGGCUAUAUCCGCCCUUUGAUCUUACUCUGAGUCAGGAAAAACAUCAAUCAGACAAUAAUUUCAUUUUACGAAUAUCAAUGCAAUAGUACGUGCAUUAUCAUUUACCAUGGAGCUAAAUCUAUUUAUCGCAUUCUUCACUCUUUCAAUCGCUUUGGGAUCGCCUGUACCAGAAUGUGGACCACCAGAAACGUUACCCAACGUCCUCACCUCUCCCAGCGAAACAUCUUACCCGCUUUGGUCAAAAAUCACAUUAUCAUGUGAUGAUGGAUACAGUCAUGUUGGAAGUCAAUACUCGUACUGUGUUGAAGCUGGUGUAUGGGACCCAAGUCCAGAUAAUGCCUUGUGCUUGGCCAAUUGUGCUCAACCUGCCGUAGGACCAAAUGUCGUGCAUUUUCCGUUUGGACGUGACCCGGAAUCAACGCAAUCUGUGUACAAUCACGAGGAUGUAAUACAAUACGCAUGCGCGGAAGGAAUCAGUUCUAACCUCGUGGGACCAAAUGAAGCAACAUGUGAAAAUGGAAUAUGGGUACCUGCAACAACGCCUUCAUGCAAUCACUGUACACCUCCUCUUGUAUCGGAUCCAAAGGUCAUUAAACUUUCUCCAAAUCGGCAGACCUACGCCACGAACGACGAAGUGAUUUUAUCAUGUUCUGAUGACGUCAGGUAUACAGCUAUAGGAACAAACGUUACCUAUUGUGAGGAGAACGGCAAGUGGACACCAGACCCUACAAAGAUGAUGUGCCGUGAGAACUGCCAGCUCCCAGCCCAUGACGCAUUGGUCGAGUCACGCCCACUACGGAAGAUGAGCGUUGAAGGAGAUGCGAAGAUUUCCCGAUUCAACGCCGUCAUUCAAAACUCUUGUCCUACUGGAAAGGUAUUGGUUGGACCAACCACGCAGAGAUGUGUUCAAGGAAAAUGGCUACCCGAUCGGAAGGUUGUGUGCACCUAAAUCAGGGAGUUGCGUCACGUGGAUGUAUUCUUGAAUUAAU